GAGGUCCAGCCUUCUUCUGAUAGUGCCGAGGAUCUUUCGGGGGUGCUUACUCCCUCUUUUGCAUUCCGUGCCAAACUCCAAAGUUUGAAUUUUCGUUGCUAGUUUUUAGAAAGGUCAAUUUCAACAUGGUUGUUUGUUUUGUUGUCCACGUCCUUUUUUUCUUCUGCAGACUUCGAAUCUUUGUUAUGAUUAUGUCCUCCUCCUCGCCUCUGUUUGCAGACACAGAAUCAUUUUUCGUGCCCUUUCUGCAUCCCCACCGUAGCACCGUACACCGUACCUUGUUGAGGUCUGAAAUCUUUCGUGUGUUUUGGUUAAAAAAGGUGAAAUUGGGUGACUCCUUGCUGCAGCAGCUCGUGAUUUGUCUGAAAAGGUUGGCCGCAUCCUGUUGCCUCGGGACGCCAUCUCUCAAAACGGUUCCGUGGAGGCAGAGUUUUUCACAGAGUAUGGGGAUGCAAGUCGAUACAAGAUUCAGGAAGUCAUUGGUAAAGGAAGCUACGGGGUGGUCUGCUCCGCUGUAGAUGUCCACACUGGAGAGAAAGUAGCGAUCAAGAAGAUACAUGACAUCUUUGAGCACAUAUCUGAUGCUGCCCGGAUUCUCCGUGAGAUCAAGCUUCUGAGACUCCUAAGACAUCCAGAUAUUGUUGAGAUCAAACAUAUUAUGUUGCCUCCAUCAAGACGGGAAUUCAAAGAUAUUUAUGUUGUUUUUGAACUUAUGGAGUCUGAUCUUCACCAAGUUAUCAAGGCUAAUGAUGACCUGACAAAGGAACAUUAUCAGUUCUUUCUCUACCAACUGAUCCGUGCUCUGAAAUACAUCCACACAGCUAACGUUUAUCACCGGGACCUGAAGCCAAAGAAUAUAUUAGCAAAUUCUAACUGCAAACUGAAAAUUUGUGAUUUUGGACUAGCACGAGUUGCAUUCAAUGAUACCCCAACAACGAUCUUCUGGACAGAUUAUGUUGCAACAAGAUGGUACAGAGCUCCAGAGCUCUGUGGAUCCUUCUUUUCAAAGUAUACACCGGCCAUUGACAUUUGGAGCAUUGGAUGCAUCUUUGCUGAGGUGUUAACAGGGAAACCUUUGUUUCCUGGUAAAAAUGUUGUCCAUCAGUUAGACUUAAUGACUGACCUUCUAGGCACGCCAUCGAUGGAUACGAUUUCUCGGGUCCGGAAUGAGAAAGCAAGGAGGUAUCUAAGUAGCAUGAGAAAGAAAGAGACAAUUUCGUUCUCACAAAAGUUUCCGAAUGCAGAUCCUUUAGCCUUGGAUCUUUUGCAAAGGCUUUUAGCAUUUGAUCCGAAAGACCGUCCAACUGCAGAACAGGCAUUGGCUCAUCCAUACUUUAAAGGGCUAGCCAAGGUUGAGAGAGAGCCAUCUUGUCAACCAAUCACAAAGAUGGAGUUUGAGUUUGAAAGGAGAAGAGUGACAAAAGAAGACAUUAGGGAGCUGAUAUUCCGUGAGAUAUUGGAAUAUCAUCCACAACUGCUCAAAGACUAUAUCAAUGGCACGGAGAGGACAACCUUUCUGUACCCAAGUGCUGUCGACCAAUUUAGGAAGCAAUUUGCUCAUCUUGAAGAAAAUAGUGGAAACGGACCUGUGAUUCCAAUGGAAAGAAAACAUACUUCUCUUCCUAGGUCUACUAUUGUUCACUCAUCUCCAAUUCCUGUCAAGGAACAACCCCGUAUCGGCCCAUGUAGGGAAAGGCCUUCAUCUGAUGAGUCCUACAGGAAUCCUCGGGAGACAGAACAAUAUUCCGGCAAUCUCCCCAGAACGUCACAGGCUCCACAAAGAGUGCCAACAGCGAGACCAGGAAGGGUUGUUGGUCCAGUAAUGCCUUACCAAAAUGGAGACACCAAAGACCCCUACGACACACGAAGGUUGGCAAUGAGCUCAGGAUAUCCUCCCCAACAAAUCCCACAAACGUUUGGUUAUUAUCAGACACAUGGUAAACCAGCUUGCUGCGAGCCAUCACAGGCUGAAAGGUACACGCUGCAUCAGCAGGCUGCCUAUGCCUGCGCAAACCGUACAGCCGCGUCUGAUGUUGCUCUGGACAUGAGAGCACCCCCUUUUCAGCAUCUAUCGGCAGGGCAGAGAAGUGACUCUUGUGAUAGGCUGACAGCAGAGACAAACUUGUACACGAGAUCAACCAACGGCAUCGCUGCCACUGCAGCAGGAGUGGCAGCAACUACUCACAGAAAGGUCGGCGUUGUUCCGUUUGGCAUGUCAAACAUGUAUUAGUGACUGGAUCAUGGCCGAAUCAUGGUGAAUCCUCUGUGCGGUUGAUGGGUCUAUGCUGCCUUCAGGUGGCUAAACACCGACAACUUGAAGCGGCCAAUCAAACCUUUGGCUGGAUGCUGCAAGUUUAGAGUGCAGUAGACAGUGUUUUUUCUGUGUGGUCAGGAAAAGAGGAACACCGCCGGCGGCAUGAAGCCUGCCAAAAAGUUUGUAUCUGCCUGUGCCUGAGAAGUGUGCCCUUGGUUGCACACUGAGAAGGGGUAUAGUCGGCAGUCCGGCGGCAUGUAAUCUGGGCAAUUUAGGCGCCAAUUUCUUUUCUAGAGCGAGGAGGCAGAAGGGAAAGGAAGGAACAUUAACGUUUUAAAUGUUGUAUAGAGACGUUUCUCAUGCAUCAAUGUGCUACAUCAGAAUUACUUCAGAAAGAUAUGAGAUACAGCAAAAAAAACUGUAUGGCAUAUGCAUGUUUUUAGAUCUAUCGUGAACUAGCUCCAAAAACAUGCUGCCCA
Zea mays is the source of this 2733-nucleotide messenger RNA. RefSeq lists its product as uncharacterized. Bases 659 to 2230 code for a protein of 523 amino acids. The transcript is spliced from 10 exons. NCBI's taxonomy places the organism in Eukaryota, Viridiplantae, Streptophyta, Magnoliopsida, Poales, Poaceae. The record is from RefSeq and is a predicted model, not a curated record. Gene Ontology annotation, molecular function: MAP kinase activity; ATP binding. Gene Ontology annotation, biological process: protein phosphorylation.